AUGGACGUUCAGGGUUCUGGAAGAGAAUGCUGGGAAAGUUCUCCAUGUAUGGAAAUACACGAGUCCUCUCCCCUGGCAUCUAUCGCUUAUCAUUCCCCUAAAUCGAUCGGUCUGGACUCCGAAUACAAUGGACAUGGACAAGCACCUGCUGUCUGUGUCUCCGAAAGUCCUUGUGAAUACGAUAUGAGCCCAAAUCAGGGGAAUCUCACGCCCACGGAAGAGCCCCCUGUGGAUGCGGAAUUCUCUCAAGUGGAUCUCAAUGAAUGGUACCCCCGGUAUUGGGCCUGCAUGCAACAUUUCCUCAACCAAGGACAAUACUCGCCUCAGGUGCAAGCAUUGGCCGCUUUUGUCAACAUUAGACUUCCAUAUCAGCGGUCCACCACACCGGUCAUCGAUUUUCCAGCCCCCCAAAACAUGGACUCCGGAGUGGAAGGAACCUAUAAUGCUCCUUCGUUGAGGCCAUUUAUCCGACGUCUCAUCGUGACAGGGUAUGAUACUCCAUCAGUCUUGCAGGCAUUUUUUGGCGAUGAUUGGCAAGCAGGAGUCGGCUGUGUUUGCAAACAGGAACGGAUCAAUUACUUGUUUACUGCCAAGAGUGGAGGAUGGACAUCAACCAAAGCGGCAUAUGACAUGCUUCCCGAUGAGCAGACACCAUUUCUCCGGCCCCUUCGCGAAGCUACUGAAGAGGAACUACGUAUCGCCGAAUCACGGUGGAGGGUAGAUGCGCCAACUUCUCCGUGGCUGGCUGCAUAUGUGGAUCUCUUCGCGGGUCGCGAAACACAGAUCGUGAUCUACUCAAGCCUCGAAGCCCAGGCGACGUACCCUGGCAUUGACGACGACGAAUUUGUCUCGAUUCUGCGAGCGUCCUGCGAGUCUCUGGAGCAGGCUCGUGCACAACUAUUGGCUCUACUAUCCCAUGUCAAGACGUACAUGCUACCGGACUACCUGUCAUCCAUCCAAUCGAUUGGAUCCUGCCCCAUUCCCAACAAUCUGGGCCGGGAUCCUGCAUCCAGACACUCGGGUUUGAUCCCUGCGCCGUCCCCUAGGGCUUUCCUAAUUGGUAACCUACACACGGGACUAUUUUCCUUACUAAGUGACUCGGGGGGUUAUACUCAUUCGGACCCCGUUCCAGGCCUCCGGGUUCACCGCUUCGAUGAUCCUCCAUAUGUCAAGUACCUAUUUAAGGGCCAAGACUUUGUCAUAGAUAGCUCUGACAGCUCUGACAGCCCUGACAGAGCUCCGGCCCCACUUCCAGAUGGCUUUCGCUUCACCGACAAAGGAGGCCGAAUCGGGGUUCAACCACAUCAAUACGACCUGAUACGGUUUCGCACCAGUGUUCCACGCUCACGUGGAACCUUAACCAAGCUCCCGGGAGUGACUAUUUAUUCCGAUCGUGAGACUCAGCUCCAGCCACAUUUGUCUGACAGCUCAGAUGCAGCUGAAAACUCAGCUGACCGGGCUCCACUCGGAGAAAUGCCCAUCGCGUGGGCCUUUCUAGGUAUUGAUGGCAGCUUGGCAACCCUGCAUGUUGAACCGGAGUACCGGGGUCAGGGACUCGCUUUGCAUGUCUCCAAAGAGGCCAUGCGACGAGGGAUGGCCGAGGGUGGCAUCUGGCGGGACCGCGGAGAGAAGGGCGAGAUUUUGGUCCAUGCCAAUGUACUUAAAAGCAACACGGCCAGUCGUCGAGUGAUGGAAAAGCUGGGUGGUGAUAUUGGAUGGACAUGCACGUGGACUGUGGUGGAAUACGAUAUGUAG
Molecule: messenger RNA, 1755 nt
Organism: Aspergillus pseudotamarii
Lineage: Eukaryota; Fungi; Ascomycota; Eurotiomycetes; Eurotiales; Aspergillaceae
Exons: 3
Coding region: 1-1755 (584 amino acids)
Molecular function (GO): acyltransferase activity, transferring groups other than amino-acyl groups
Source: RefSeq, a predicted model, not a curated record